GUGAUAUGUAAUAACUAAUAAGUUUUAUAUUGAUUCCCCUAAACAAACCAGAUAAUGUUUAAUGGAGUCAUCAUAACCACAAACACAAAACCCACAUUCUUCAUCUGUUUCUGCAGAAUUGAAACCUUCAAGAAUGUCAGACAACCCAAAGAAAACCCUAAUCUUCUGUUAUGGCACUCUAAAACAAGAUUUCGCUAAUCAUUUCUUAAUGCAGGACUUAAUUUCCCACAACGACUGUGAUUUCAUCGGCGCUUAUGUCACCAACAACAACCUCCCGCUCGUUAUCGGUCCUUACGGCGUCCCUUUCCUUCUCAACCUCCCGGGAUCAAGUCGACACCGUGUCAGGGGAGAGCUCUACUCCGUCUCGGAUUCUGGUCUCCGACGCUUGGAUGAACUCGAAGGAAUUACGCUUGGCCACUACGAGAGGCUUCCGAUCACUUUGACACCGAAAAAUGGUGGAGAUUCUGCGGUGGUGGAGGCGGAGGCGUAUUACGCUCACCGGAGUUUCGCGGAGGAGAUGUGGCGGAAGAGUGGCGAGGAAGGGUAUGAUGCUUAUACUGUGGAAUUGGGGAUGAAUUAUGUGAGGAAGGAUUUGAGGCCAAAAGAUCGGAGUUUGCGUGAUGAGAUUGCGUUGUUUGUUCAUCGGAUUGAUUGAAUAGUUGGAGGUUUGAUUCAACUCUGUUGGAAAUCUUGAUUGUGGCAUGCCAUCAUAUCAUAUGUAACUUCUAAAGCCAUUGAAUCACAAGAUCGAGUUACAGACGUAGAAAACAAGAAAAUAUCACAAAUUAAUAAAAUUUAUAGACAAAUUAUCAACUCGAUUACUGGUUUUACAGUUUCAGUGAAAAUUUUAUGAUUUGAAUA
Messenger RNA from Lactuca sativa (garden lettuce), 861 nucleotides. Its product is annotated as AIG2-like (avirulence induced gene) family protein. Gene Ontology annotation, molecular function: gamma-glutamylaminecyclotransferase activity. The record is from RefSeq and is a predicted model, not a curated record. Gene Ontology annotation, cellular component: cytosol. NCBI's taxonomy places the organism in Eukaryota, Viridiplantae, Streptophyta, Magnoliopsida, Asterales, Asteraceae.